CCGUGUUGCGGUGCGUUUAAGCACCUUGGAGAACUCCCCGUCCGGAACAGCGCAAAAACAGAGGAUUCACAUCCCCUACGUCAUAUCUAGCGGACUAUAUCCGUCCACGGGCUAAAAGUGUCUCGUGCCGCCUAGGAUUCCGCGGAUGCCGAGAUGCACGCAGAACCCGCGCGAGAUGUCCAAGUGAUGAUGGCGUACGGGCCGUUCUCACCCAUCGUCUGACCCUGUUUCGUUGGAUUGGCGGAGACAAAUGCCCAUCACCCCUCUCUCUCUCUCCCUUUCUCUCUCUUUGCCUGCACGGGUCGCGGUGUAUAAACAGCAUGGCUAACGCGCAUUCCAAUCAGUCUAAAUAUAUCCAUUAGAGAGCUACAGCAAGGACGAGCUGGUGGGCUACAAUCGUGAUCCUUCCUGCGACAACUUGUCAUCUGUGAUCUCUCUUAUACUUAAAACGCCUUGAAAACACAUUGUCAACAUAGGCGUUGGUGGCAUCUCUCUGGACCCGAGGCCGACAUGCCCUCCUCAAGCAACAGCGUGAGAUCUCGGACGCGGGACCGCAACAAUGUGCUGGGCAGACCCGAGUUCAUGUCCCUAAACCAGCCCAUGCGGGCCGGAGCGCCCGCCGCCGAGAACCGAGCCAGCUCCAGGAGGCUGUCGCAGAUCAAGCCCCAGACCAGUCAGUCGAACGAAGAGCCCGCUGACACCGCCGGCGUCAACAAUAACAACAAGGACAAGGACAAAAAGGAGCCGGGCAAAAUGCCCGAGGAAGACUGCAUGCUGCUGAACCCCUCCUUCAAGGGGAUAGCCAUGAACGCGCUGCUAGCCAUCGACAUCAGUCUAUCCAAGCGCAUGGGGGUCUGCGCCUACACCUCGUCUUCCUGGGGGGGCUGCCGCUCCAUGGUCGCCCUGCUCGAGCUCACCGGCUUCGGCAUCACGUGGAUCAUUGGCACUAUCGUGUGUCUCACGAGGAGUAACACGCUUGCCGGACAGGAGGUUCUGGUCAACCUGCUACUGGCGCUGCUUCUGGACGUGCUGACCAUCGCGGGGGUCCAGCGGCUGGUGAAGCGGCGGGGGCCCUGGGAGAUGACCCCCGGCUUCCUGGACUACGUGUCCAUGGACAUGUACUCUUUCCCGGCGGCGCAUGCCAGCCGCGCCGCCAUGGUCUCCAAGUUCCUGCUGUCCCACCUGGUGCUGGCCGUGCCUCUGCGCAUCCUGCUGGUGCUCUGGGCCUUCCUGGUGGGCGUGUCCCGGGUGAUGCUGGGCAAGCACCACCUCACGGACAUGGUGUGCGGCUUCGUGCUGGGGCUCCUCCACUUCAGCCUGAUGGAGAACGUGUGGCUCUCCUCCGGCACCUGCCAGACUCUCAUCUCCAUCAGCACCUUCAGCUGGGGCGCCUUCAGUUAGACGGCGGGUCGGCCCGGUUAGGUAGUGGCUGCUGGGCACGGAAGCUCUGCUUGGACCGUGAAGGAGCUAUGACGGGGGGUUUUGACGCGUAACCAUGUGGUCCUAAGAUUGGUCUUGUAGCUUAGCUUUACACCGUAAACGAUUCUGUAGCGUGGUUCACACAGCGUGAACGAUGCUAUUAGACUCAGGUUUUUCAGGGCUGUGAGGCUUUCCGAUGUUUUUUUUUAAUCCUUGUGUUCCUAAGAAUAGAUGGAAGACUUUGUAGCGUAGCUUUACGAUGUAAAGGUUUCUGUAGCAUAUUUUUACCCAAUGUAAACUAUGCUACGAUUCUCUGGGUUUUAAAGCUGCGGUCUACAGUUUACAGCAAUGUAUUGUAUAAAGAGAUGUGUUAAGGUGUGGUUAAGUUCCUCAUAAACGCUUCUUUGUCAUGCAAAGAGAUCCAAAAGUCAUGACAUCAUUCAUAGUACAGUGAAUUUCUUUUAAGUUGUGAGUUACUUAUCAUUAAAUCUACCCACAUACCUCGAAGCUCGUUAUAGAAUAAUUCUGCUAAAGGAACAGUGUAUGUAUCACUGAUGUAUCCUUUUUAAAGUUUAAAUCAACAUUUUAUGAAAGUUUUAAGUUUAUGUUUUACUUAAAACAAUAAGUACUUUAGAUACUUUCCGGCUCUUGGCUGAAAGUAUUAAAUCUGUUUUUGCAUGAAAUACUUUCACUUCUUGUUUCUUCUUUUUCCUGUUUUUAUUUUUUUAAUUUCCUCUUCUUCUUUGCCUUGUUACUCAACAUAUGUGUAGUUAAGAAAUAAAUACACGUUUUAAGGUUAAAUAUGCUGAUAAAAUAAGCUAUUCUGAUAUUCAAAUGACAAAGGCUUUAUUUUCUGUAAGUAAAUAUGUUAAGUUGUGGUAUUACCCAUACCCAAUGGCUGUCCUUCACAUAUGUGUAACAUUUUAUUGUUAAUAUUUGGUUGAAAUGUUCUUUAUGCAAAAAAUAUGCAUCAUAUUAAUGAUUCAUUUAUUUUGGAAAGUUCCCCUCCAUGAUUUCUAGGCUUAAGGUAAUUUAACUUUGUUGCCCUAUCUUCCACUUUCGUUCUCUAUCUCUUCUGCAGUCUAUGCAUUGGCUUAACAGCUGAACACACUUAGUUUGUACGUGUGGUUAACUGGCUGCUCCACUCAACGACUAAAGUGCGUUAGUGGAUUUCUGUGAGACUUUCAUUGCGCAUGGUUUUGAUUAGUGUUUUAGAAGUGAAUGACUCUGUUUUUUGUAACUGUUCAUUGAAGAUUAACCUAUUAGCCUACUUCUAUUUCUAACUUUGUAUUGAAUAACUAUGAAUCUAUAGGCUUAACAGGAUAUUAUUGUAGCAGAAUGUUUUAUUGAAAAACUUGUCUUAUGCAUCUGCAUGUUUUGUUUGCUAUGUAGAGUUUUUAUGGAGCGUUUCCCUGUUUUUCUUUUAUAAUAAUUGAGUUUGAGUUGAGUUGAUCUUUUAAAAAGCCUUCUUUAUUAUCUAUUUUUUUGUAUUUGUGCAUGCAUAUAAAAUAUGUUAUUGGCAAUCA
Molecule: messenger RNA, 2945 nt
Organism: Gadus morhua (Atlantic cod)
Lineage: Eukaryota; Metazoa; Chordata; Actinopteri; Gadiformes; Gadidae
Product: inactive phospholipid phosphatase 7
Exons: 4
Coding region: 511-1401 (296 amino acids)
Cellular component (GO): nuclear envelope
Molecular function (GO): sphingosine-1-phosphate phosphatase activity
Source: RefSeq, a predicted model, not a curated record